AACAUGCCGGGUUUUACUUACCUCACAGGUAAACCAAGCUCGCGCAACUUGCGUUUAAGCGUUCUCAUACGUGAGGAUUACUUGAGAAACUCAAAUUCGCUUGAACCAGUGAAAACGCGAACACAUGGUUUUUACAUACGCAUGUUACUAAUUUUUCAUAUCACCAUUGUUGUUUAUUAGAUAUAUAUCUAAGCUAAUAAUUGUUCUUUGACUUAAAUGAAACAAAUCGGAUGGUUUAUUUUUAAUUUAUCAUCGAUGUAAUAGUGUAUAAAUAUAUAAACACAUGGUUUGAGUGAAUUAAAACAGUUAAUUGCAAAUAUGUUAUUAAAAUACCCUACUGCUAUUUAUUGACAUUGAGUAUAAGUGAUUUUUUUGAAACCAUUGAACAACUAAAAUACUCAGUACUGAUUGGACUGCUGAGUGCGGAAAAUAGUAAAAAAACUUUUUUAAAAAUGCCACCAGUGCAAACUUAAAAAUAUUCAUUAAUUGGAUUCAAUAACAUUAAAACUAACGUUUAUUUUUAUUGUUAUUUUUUUUUUCAUUUGAUUUUAUUGGAAUCAACACUUUGGAUACGCUGGAUAAUAAAUCACAUGUAUUAGAAAAGUAUUACUUUUUAUUUUUGUAUUUUUAUUUUAUUAUGUACAUGCAAAUAUAAAAUUUUCCAUUUAAAAUCCAACCACGCAGAGUUAUGAAAGGAUUUUGACAAUGCUCGUAUCCAAGGUGAAUGCACUGUACUAGUGACGUAUAAAUGGAACGCGGAACCGCGGUGAAACAUUGCGUUAGAGACAAAUUACCGUUUACUUACUGCAAAACAUCUUCUCAAGAUGAUCUGUUUUUUAUAGUGUAAUUUAAUUUCUUCUCAUGACUUUAUUUAAAUUUUUAUAGAAAAUUUUGUUUUUUUUCGUCAACGAAUCAUUGACAAUUACAUUGUAUAUAAUCAUGUUAAAAUCGGCAACAAGUAAUAUCAGAGUACUAAAAACAAUACGAAAUUGAAAAGAGAAAAGUUUAUUAUUCAAGUAAAAAAGGAAAAAAAAUAAAUAACGAUAAAGGAUUGUGAGUACACAGAAAGAGCGAAGAAAAGAGACAAGACUUGUUAAGUCAAUGUCCGAAGAUUACGGCAAUGACAUUCACUUUUUCUCACUCUUCUCUUUGUAUUUUUUGGCCUCUUUUUUUUUUAAACUUACCAGUAUAAACUGAGAAUCUUUUAGCAUCCUGAGAUUCAAAUCAUAGCGUGUAAAAUAAAGUAAUGAACUUUUAUUUGAAUAUUUCAAAGUAAAAUUAAAUGAAGUCUUAUGAUUAAAAUUUUAAAUAAUUCAACCACAUGAGAUUAUAUAAUUGCGAAUGGUGAUCAGUAAGACUAAGUUGAGGCUGUACAAUGGAUGUUUUUAAAAUCGACCAAUCAUUAACGGUGGGCUUGGGAAGUACCCCGACACCGGACACUCUUACGCCAGAAGUGUCAUUUGAUGCUGGAAGCGAGUUUAAUCUGAGUUUUUUCGAUGGUCCUGAGGACAAUAGUGCCCAAGGCUUUAGUGAUCCAGGAUCAGUUGGGAGUGCAAGUGCAUCAUCUCCGCCUGGUACACCAGCUAAUAUUACUGUUAAUUCGACGAAUUCUGUCACUCUACCAGUAGUUCAAGUGCCCUCGGGUAUUACCGUUAAACAAGAGCAACAUUAUGCAGCUGCAGAUUCUAAUAGUUCCACUCCUGCCAAGAGCUUUGUCCCUUGUAAAGUGUGUGGUGAUAAAGCUAGCGGGUUCCAUUAUGGUGUGACCAGUUGCGAGGGCUGUAAGGGAUUCUUCCGAAGGAGUAUACAGAAACAAAUCGAAUAUCGAUGUCUAAGGGAUGGCAAAUGUUUAGUGAUAAGAUUAAACAGAAACCGUUGCCAAUACUGCAGAUUUAAAAAGUGCCUGGCAGUCGGGAUGUCACGAGAUUCUGUUCGGUAUGGUCGGGUACCAAAACGUUCAAGAGAACGUGGGUCUGAUGAUUCGAUUUCAACGACAACAGUUUCAAAUCAACAGCUUAAUGCCGGCAUUAACAAUAAUAACAAUAACAGUACUACAAACGCAAAUAACAGUAGCGUUAACAACAACAAUAAUAUAAAUAAUAUAAGUAAUAAUAAUAAUAAUAAUAAUAAUAAUAACAAUAACAACAGUAAUAAUAAUAAUAAUAACAACAGUAAUAGUAGUAAUAAUAAUAAUAAUAAUAACAAUAAUAAUGAUAAUAAUAGUAGUAGUAGUAGUAGUAAUAAUAACAAUAUCGUAAACAAUAACAAUAAUUGUAACGGUAUUAACAAUAGCAGUCAAAAUAUAAUUGUACGAAUACCAACGGCUGCCGUAGUUGAAGCCGAUCAAUCAGAUGCUGAUAAUAAACGACUAGCUGUUUAUGAUGUUAUUCUUCAAGUAUCACAAGCUCAUCAUGCUCACUGUGGUUUUACUGAAGAAUUCACAAAAAGCCUUGUACGAAAACCUAUGAUUAUACCGCCGACAAGUCCGGAAGAUCCCGAAGCAGCAUCUUCUACUGCGGAGACCGUGGAAUGUCAACGAAUUUGGCUUUGGCAACAAUUUGCUGCUCAAGUAACGCCCUCAGUACAAAGGGUUGUAGAAUUUGCUAAGCGUGUGCCAGGCUUUUGUGAGCUUACUCAAGAUGAUCAAUUAAUUCUCAUCAAAGUUGGAUUCUUUGAAGUGUGGCUGUGUCAUAUUUCUAAAAUGACUACUGAUACUUCAAUGACAUUCGAAGAUGGAACUUACAUUACUAGACAACAAAUCGAACUGAUGUAUGAGCCGGAUUUCGUCGCUGCAUUACUGCAGUUCACUGCAUCUCUGAACGCUUAUCAGUUAUCAGAUGCUGAGCUCGGAUUGUUCUCUGGUGCUGUCUUAUUAAGCGAAAGAAAUGGGCUCAAUGAUGUUAAGGCUGUGCAAAAAUUACAAGAUCGUUUAUUGGAAGGAUUGCAAAUUCAAAGUAGUAGAAGUCAUUCUUUAUCAAAUGAUAUUAUUCCAGUCAGUGGAUGUUUACCAACAAUUAGUAUAACUCAAAGGAUACCGGAAUUGAGAGCCCUCGGUUCACGGCAUGCUAACUUACUUGAUUGGUUUCGAAGAAACUGGACAAAGCUCAAAUUACCACCGUUAUUCGCUGAAAUAUUCGACAUUCCGAAGUGCGAGGAAGAUCUACAAUGAACGAGUAUAAACAAAUGUAAUUGUUAUUUUAUUUCUUCGAUGUACUUUUACUUAAAGUAUUGACUUCUAAACUUCAUUGAAAAGUUAUCUUCUUUUUUGAAACUUUUGCUUGCUCAAAGUGAUGAAUGAUACGGGAUAUUCAAUUUACUCAUUAUUUAUUACAAUCAUAUUUUUCGAUUCGAUAAAGUAAACGCUUUGAUAGUGAGAAUGACUAUAAGUGAAAUUGAAUUAUAAAGUUAUUGAAUUAUGAAUGCGACACAACUAUAGUAGAUAAACGUAUAGUUUAAACUAAGAGUAUAUGUUGAAAACAGUAUAUAAUUAAUAUAUAUAAAUAAUAUAUAUAGAUUUAAAACUAUUACAAAAUCUUUGUAACUGCAUGUGCUACGUAUCUCAUUCUAUGCAAUCUAUUUUUAUUACUUGAGAUAGAAUGAAACGAUAGAUUUUAUCUCAAUGUUGGGCAGAAUGAAAAGAAAAUACAUAUCUCUCAGGUUUUCAUUUUCUAAACAUUAAAAAUAAUUAUUGCUAUUAAUAAUAAUCAAUUAUUGACAUUUUAGCAAAUGAUUGUAUAAAAUUGUAAAAUACCAUGCGCAACUAUUCGUUUGCUCAGAAAAGCGCAAUCAUGUCGUUAUCCAGUAUAUGAUAAAUAAAUCUGGAAAAACAAAAUCAUUAAAACACUGAAAUAUUCCAAAUAAAUGUUAUCACUUUACUUGUAUAAGAAAUGUCAUUGAUAUUGAAGCAAACUUGUUUGUUAUUUGAUUUUGUAUGAAAAUGAGUUUUUUUCAUCAUUAAAUAUAAACUAUUGACUAUACUUACUUUAUUGUUUUUGAAAUUGUUGCAAGGGAUUUGAUAUUGACGAAUAUAUUUCAUGCACACUUUUUCUGUUUGAUUUAGUUAAUUAGAUAAUUAAAUUUUAUAAUUUAUAUUCAAGUAAAAAAUCACGAUUUCUUAAUUAUUUACUUCAAAUAGUGCGGAAAAUUCAUAUGUAUCUAUAUAUAUACAUAUAUGUAAUUGGAAAUUUGAAAUCAACAGUUUGUGCAAGUUCCAAUUAUAAAAUUAAAUGUGCAAUACCAGAAAAAAUUAUUUUUGUUUUCGUUGAAAGUUUUUCAAUUCUUAAUGUUAUACUUAAUAGUUUAUUGAAUUAUUCAAUGAAGAAAAUUUUUAUCAAUCUUAAAAUAUUUUUUAAAGAAAAAAAAAUAAAAUUAGUUGAGUUAAAAGGCCAUUAGGAUGAUAAGUAUAAUGAAUUGGACUCCGUUAAACAUCUUGAUCAUAUUUCAAUGAUGAAUAGGUACUACUAAAUUAUUUCGUUACGAUAAUAAAAACUGAAAAAUAGGAAAAUAUUUGUUUGACGGAAUUGAUUAAUUCGAUUUCUAUAAGAAUUUAAUCUUUUUAAAAAAAAUUUUUUUUUUGAAGCAAAAAAAAAUUCAAAAAAAUAUAUAUGAUCAAAAUAAAUAUUUGAUCAUAACUUUUUCUGAUACCACUACUGCUGGUUGGGUCAGAAACUACUUAAUUCAUUUUUCAUAGUUUUGCAGUGAAAGAGAGAAGACAUCAUCUAUAUUUUUGAAUUAUUAAUAAAUUAGAAAUAAAUUAUUGCCAAAGUGGGGCGAAAAAAAUUAUUCGAUCGUAAAGCACACUCGCACGCUUCGCCUCAUGAGUCGUGCAAAAGACCGAAAUAACGAAAGUCAAUAAAAUAAAUGGUAAUGAGGAAUAUCAAUAUAAAAAAAUUUCUUUCGUGAAAUGGUUAUUUUCGAUACUCAUGUGCAAAGGUAGGGGUUUUGACAGGCUAGGAGUGACGUCAGAUGUCUGAUAUUGUGGCGCAUUCUCAACAGACCAAGGACGUUGUUAUAAAGGCGAGCGCACUUAGACCGUAUGUUAUGUCCGAGGUCUGUUGAGAAUAUCUCACAAUUUCAAACGAGUUAGGAUACUCCUAAUUAUUCGGAAUUUCUACCUUUGAACAUAACGUAUCGAACAAAAUUUUUUGUCAUAUCAACGGCGGACGUUAGAUUUGAAAGAAAAAAUAUCUCAAAAUUUUCAUUAUUAAAAAUUCAAUUUAAUCAAAUAAGGAUCGGGGUGUUUACAUAAAUCAACUGCUAACGUCUAUCCGAUUUUCAUGCCACCUAGCGAGUGAUUGUGAAAGUAAAAGAAAUUCUCAUACUCUGCAGCAUUUGGACAUGGACGUGUGGGAAUUCAGAGACACAUAGAGAGAGAGAGAGGAGUUACUUUUCCACACGUGUGCUAGGAAAAGUAACUAAACUAUAGUUGGUCGGGAAUCACAUACUUUACUCAGACAAAGUAUAGCUCGAAAAUCUAACUUUCGCGGUUGGUAUUACAAAAAAAAAUUUAUUGACACUCUAGGUUGUCUAUUACUUUUAUACUUCAUGACAAAUACAAAACUUACGAAAAAACUUUAGUUACAUUACAUCUAAAGAAUUGUGAAAACUAACAUAUGGCUUGGUGAUAAAAUUAUUUACGCAUUUUUUGAGCAAAACUUGCGCCAGAAAUUUAUCAAAGAUACGCAUGGCUUGUACCAGAUUUGCUCAACAAGUGCUAAGUAUAUAUCGUAGGCCAAAGAAACCGGUAAAGUGACAGAGAUAGUUUCAUAUCGAUUCUUGAGCAAAUCUGGCGUAAGAAAUGCAUGUGGAUUUUUUUAAUAAAUUUCUGGCUCAAGUUUUGCUCAAGAUUUGCAUAAGUAAUUUUAUCAAUGAGCCAUAUGUUAUAAGAAUAAAUGAAUUCUAUGAGAAGUGCUAUAGUUAAGUAUAGGCCUUAUACAUACAACUAUAAGAAUCUAUCGGCUUUUUUAAGCAGAAAUAGGGACUUAUUUAUUUUUUAAUUUUGAUUUUAUAAAACUCAAUAUAAUAGUAUUAACUUGAAAUUAUAGUAGUCCAACAUUUAGUUUCAUAGCUAAAAUACUACUUGGAAAUUAUUGAUUGUAUAUUGAUUGCCGCACACUUUUAUCUGUUGAUUAAGCGUGACGUUUUCGAAUUUCUGAAGAGUUAACGGAAACUCGCGAGAAAAUAAAUGUUGCCUAAUCAUGUAUAAUAACAUGUAUCAUGACAUAUAGUAGUAUCUAAAAUUUCAUAUGGUCAUAUAUAAUCAUAUAUAGAACUACAUAUGAUCAUACAUAAUCAUAUCUAAGUUCAACCAUGAAUAUAUGUAUAUAGAAUAUAUAAUUAGUUUUGGGGAUACAUAACUAGUAUAAGCUUACAUCCGAGUAAAUACAGAUACAUAUCCAUAAGUGCUUAGGCCUGAUAAUGUCUGGUUGGAUAUGAGGUAAUAUAUGAUUUGAUCUACACGGAAAAGAAAAAUCUCUUAAAUAGAACCCUAGCAGACCUGAUUUACCGUAAAUUUACGGUAAUUUUACCGUAAAUCUACCGUAGAAUACUGUGAAAUUCGAGUAGAUUUACAGUAAAUUACGGUAAAUCCACCGUAAUUUACGGUAAAUCGGUACUUUACCGUGGAUUACCGUAAAUUACGGCGGGUAUACCGUAAAUUUACCGUCGAAUACGAUAAAUCUACCGUAAAAAAUUCGGGUGGAUUACCGAAUUACCGUAAUUUACGGUAGAUCCACCGUAAUUUACGGUAAAUCGGCAUUUUACGGUGAAUUACCAUAAUUUACGGUGGGUUUACCGUAAUUUACCGUAAUUUGGGUCCGUUAGGGAAUCAUCUAAAAGAUAGUAAUAUGUGUUUCAUGAAGCCAGUGUAAAACAAAAUCAUUGAAAAAAGAUUUAAAAAUCUUUGACUAUUGUAUACUCCAAAACGUAACACAAUGACGAAAUUUUUUUGAGAUAGUUGUGAUAUAGGCCUUAUCAGUAGAAUUUUGUGAAAUCGAAAUGUGAUAUUAAGAUAGAUAUCUAGAAUUAAAUUUUGAAAAAUCAGAAUUAUUAACCGAUUGUGAAGCGAGAUAUCAAUAAUCAAAGUGCACGUAACUGACAUAAAGUAAGUCGGAUUAACCUAAAAGAAGUCACAUUUUCACGUACAUUUCAAAUAGCUUUUGAUAGAAUCUUUCCGAAAACUAAUAAAAUGUAGGCAAAACAAUUAUAAAUUAAACAGAAAUAAAAUAAUUUUGUCACUGAUUAGUAACAAAUUUAUGAACGUUCGAAAAUAUCCAUCCCAUAUGGAUCUAACAAGCAAGCAAUAGCACACACUAUAGGUGGCAUAAAAACUACUCCAUAGUUGAGUCUGCAAAAGAAUGGGCUUUUCUCCCACUAUUUAACUAUGAUAGAGUCCACGACUUUACACUAACGCGUAUGCGCAGUGAUGACUCAAUUGUAGAAAAAUGGAGGGAGAAUAGCCUUUUCUUUUGCAGACUCAACUAUAAACGAAUUUGAACGUUUAAAAGUAUAAAAAAAAUCUGGAAAACGGUUGAUCCUGCAAGCCAGCUUCAGAACUUCUCAUCAUUUUCGAGCUUGAGGAGUUCGAAAACAUUGUUGUGAUUAUAUUUUUGAGUUAUACAGAAUACCGGUGCGCGGGUGCGUGAAUCAAAAUUUAGUGAAAUAAUUUAGAUACGACCAAAUAACGUGACAUUAUUGAGAAAAAAUUGGUUUGAUAAUGAUUCAUAAAAUUUUAUAGUUUCAUGAAAUUUUUUAAUUUACGCAUUUAUAAAUGCUAUAAAGUAUUAUCGAAAAAACCGUUUCUUACCAUUUCUUUUUCCAACGAUAUCUCUAGAACAAAAUAACCAAUUGAGAUGUUUUUUUGCAACAAACGACAAGUUUCUAGAAGUUAUUCGAUUUUGGUCUAGAUUCUUAAAGUCUUUUCUGAAAAAUUUUGAAAAAACCAAAAAAUAAAACUUCUUUUUCCGUAUUUCUUAAUUUUUUCAGCGUCUAUUGAAUAGAAUGAUCUAGAGCUCAUAGGAUAGUUGACUGCUGACAAGCUCUUUUGAUAGCCGCAAAAAGCAACUGGUUAAUUAGUUCAAAAGUUUUUUAAGCAUAUUUUAAUAGUAUUAAGUCAACUAUUGAUGUUUUCCUUGAAUUCUCAAAAGUUAAAAAAAUAUUCCAUAAAAGUUAUAAUAUUAUUAAAAAUUUCAUUUCAACAGUUAGGAUUGAAAAAAUUGUUAAAAAUGUCGUGGUUAGUCGAAUUUUUAAUCCACUGGCAAUAUUACUUGACAUUAAUGGAAUUUCAUAGUUUUAGGACGAUGAUAUACUUAUAUGGUUGAGAUGAUAUAUCCAACACAGAAAAUGCUCCUAUCAUACCACCUAGAUACGAUUGAAUCUUUUCAUUUAUAACGCUAUACCGGACAUUCCCUGCUUGAAAAAUCCGAUAACUUCGUAUAGCUAGAUGUAUAAGGCCCUAUAUUUAAAUAAAGCACUUCUCAUAAAACUUAUUAAUUCUGAUAAAAUCUCUAUUGGAAUUAAUGAGAAUCUAUUGGAUUUCAUGAGAUUUACCAAACAGAGUUAUCAGGUCCGUUCGUGUAUUGCAUAUACGCAAUCAUAUGUUACUUACAAUCUUUACUCACUCAGAUAUAUAAAACUAUACUGGCUACACAUCGUUUGAUCUUAUCAUAUACCUGCAUACAUAUAUCUCGCCAUCUAGCGAAUUUGGCCAUUUAUGAAUCUGUAUUUACUCAAGAGUGAGCCCGCACUAGUUAUCUAUCGUCAGAUAUAUUUAUGAUAUAUAUGAUAUAUGUAUGAUUAUACAUACUAUAUCUUAUUUUAUGCAUAACCAUAUUGACUUGUAUGUAUGACUGUAUAUAAUUAUACGGCUAUAUGUAUAAUCUGGCAUAAAUUUUUUCUGGCAAAAACGAAGUUGCCGCUUUCUGCCUCCGUCGAAGUGAAAAAUAGUAUGCACUUCUUGGGCAGUAAUUAAGAAAGCCUCAGAUCAUAUGUUUGUUGACCUCGGCUUCGCCUCGGCCAACAAUUACAUGUGGUCUGAGACAUUUCUUACUUUAGUGCCCUAGCCGUGUAAUACACUAUUUUUCUCGGAAAAUCAGAUAAUUGAUAGAAAUACAUUCAUCAAUAGCCUCUAUAUGCAUCGAUCACUGUCAUAAGUCAUUUUUAUUUACUACAGAAAUUACUUUUUUGAUAUUGAAUAAUUCCUCCUCGGAAAUCGUAGAGAAAAUUAGAAUUCUAAAAAAAAAAAUAAUAUUGGCUAGUUGGAAACAAUUUUUUUUUGACAAUAUAGCUAUGUCAACUAUAUAUUUCAAGAAAGGUAAAUAACACUACGAAUUAACUUUUGAAAUACCUUAGAAAAAAAUCAUAAAGCUUAAAAAAAUGUAUGUAUAUAUAAGAAUUAGAAGAAGUAACUUUAUGCUUUUCACAAAAUUAAAUCAUUAUUUUAAAAAACAAUGAUCAAAACUAUGUAUAUCUAUAUAUUUGGGUCAUUCCAUGUCAAAUCGACAAAUUUUUUACCUGACCCCCUUUGAUUUCGCUGAAAAUUUUCUAUCUUUUUCUACCCCCCGAAAGUUAUUUUUCAGAUUUUUUUCAAAUUUUUUUUCCCGACUCAAAAAAAGUUAUGAAUUUUUGAAAAAAACCGCUCUUUUAUUUUUAAAUUGCCAGAACUUUUUCAAAAAUUGACCGUUUGGGAAUUUUUUUUUUUCAAAAUUUUUGUUUUUAAAUGUAGUUUUCGAAAAAUAAUAUGAAAAAAUUUUCAGAAUCCCAGAUAUAUGAAAUAUUUUAGUUUUUUCGAAAAAACCGUAAUUUUCUAAAAGUCCGACCGUUUUUUUUUUUUUUUUUUUUGCUCUAAAAAUACUUCAGCUAAUUCUGCAAUGAUCCCCGUUAAUUAAAAGAUGUGACGACAAUCGCUUCUAAUUUUUUUUCUUGAUUAUAAAAAAAUUUUUGUUGAAUUUUUGCUGAUUUUAUAUAACUUUGUUAUGAAAUUUUUAUUAUUUCCUCGUGAAACCUCAAAAGAUGAAAAAUAAAAUUUUAUUGGAGAAUUUCAAGUGAUUAUCGUCCAAGAAAUUGUUAUUUUUUAGAAAAAAAUAAUUUUUUUCUCUCAUUGACGUUAUUUUUUUACUCUUAUGGAUGUUUUUUUUUGGUACUCAAACAUGACAACUUCAAAAAACCAUUGGAAGAUUGUAUGGUGCAAGUUAAGAUGUUUUCUUCAUCAGAAAAAUAUUUAAAUCACAGUACGAUGAAGAAAAGAAGGGAAUCAUCCAGUAAAAAGAGAUAAUAAAAAUAGGUGUAAUGUUGAAUUUUAGAAUCAAGUAUUAUGUUAAAUAAAAGAUAAUAUAAUUUGAAAACAUACAAAAAAAUGUUUUUAAUUUAUUUAAAGAUGUUAAGAGACGGUGAAUUUAUUUAAGAGUAUGAAAAGUCCUUUUUUUUUUACUUUUUUGAAAAAACUAACAAUUUCUUGGACGAUAAUCACUUGAAAUUCUCCAAUAAAAUUUUAUUUUUCAACUUUUGAGGUUUCACGAGGAAAUAAUAAAAAUUUCAUAACAAAGUUAUAUAAAACCAGCAAAAAUUCAACAAAAAUUUUUUUAUAAUCAAGAAAAAAAAUUAGAAGCGAUUGUCGUCACAUCUUUUGAUUAACGGGGAUCAUUGCAGAAUUAGUUGAAGUAUUUUUAGAGCAAAAAAAAAACGGUCGGACUUUGAGAAAAUUACGGUUUUUUCAAAAAAACUAAAAUAUUUCAUAUAUCUGGGAUUCUGAAAAUUUUUUCAUAUUUUUUUUCGAAAACUACAUUUAAAAACAAAAAUUUUGAAAAAAAAAAGUUCCCAAACGGUCAAUUUUUGAAAUAGUUCUGGCAAUUUAAAAAUAAAAGAGCGGUUUUUUUCAAAAAUUCAUAACUUUUUUUGAGGCGGGAAAAAAAAUUUGAAAAAAUUCUGAAAAAUAACUUUCGGGGGGUAAAAAAAGAUAGAAAAUUUUCAGCGAAAUCAAAGGGGGUCAGGUAAAAAAUUUGUCGAUUUGACAUGGAAUAAUGACCCAUAUACUUGUUACAUUUUUUCAAAGAAAACUUCUUACAUGGCCAAUGAAAUAUUCAAUUCUCAAACUAAUCGUUUCCAUCAAUUCUUAGAGGAUAAUUAUUUUCUAUUUUUUGGUCUUUAUUAAAGUAAAAAACUCUCGCAUUAUGUAAAACUUAAUAAUACUUAUACUCUUGUGGCCUUUAUUUUGAUUAUCUAACAUAUUAAAAAUAUGUUAAUAUGUAACAACAUAUGCAUUUCUUGCAACGGCUAGGGAAUAUUUUAUUAUCAAAUGCUCACAUCCAGUGGUGAAUAAACAUAUCACAAUAAAUAUAUAUGUACAUAUAUACAUUAACAUAUAUAUAUAGUAGAAAAAUUUUAAUGAUCUUAUUAUAUCGAUAUUAAUAUAAUAAAAAAGUUAAUAUAUCUACUAUUAUAAUGGUCAUAAUGUUCUCUAUGUUAUUACUAUAAAAUAUUAUUAUAGAAUGAUGAUGUGUCAGUGGAAUUAGUGACCUUUCACAAGUUUCGAAAAAGUAAAUUAAUUGCAAUAAUUCAAAAUUUCUAGUCUCGAUUACUUUUUUUAAAUUUAUGCGGAUAAAAGUUCGAAUAGUAAAGACAAAAUAUUAAUAGGAGUUUCAAAAAAGUAAGCGUAUAAAGUAAAAAGAACGUUGAAACGGCCAAAAACUUUGUUAUUGAUAGAAGUGGAUUUAUUAUACAAUGAAUGUUAUGCGAUACAUGAAAAAAAAAAUGUCUCAUUUUUAUUUUAUUAUUUUUAAUCUUUUUCUGGGUGCUAUUUAUCAUAAUAUAUUGAAAUUCUGCUAAUAUUUUUAAUUGUUUUAUCACAAAUAUGUUGUAUUAAUAUUUUUAUAACGUUUUUAUAAUGUAGACAAUUGAAAUAAUUUUCUUCUUUUAUUAAAUUAAUUGAUAGCUGUAUAGUUUCUAUUACUGUGAAAACUUAUCAUUGUAUAAUUAAUAUUAUAAUGAAAAUAAAUUAUGGAUGUAUAGCCAAAUCGCAGAAUCGUUAAAAAUAUGGUAUAUAUAUGGUAUAUAUAUAUAUAUAUAUAUAUAUAUAUAUAUAUAUAUAUAUAUAUGAGGUUAUACAUACGUAUAUACAGCGAUUUGGAUGAAAUUCUACAAAUGACUGCUCUAUACUGCUAAAGUACAAAUGUUUAAUUUAAUUACUGUUUAUAAUCAUUACAAAUAUUAUUUAUAUUUUAUUUCGUUUAUAAUUUUAUCAUAAAAUAAACAUUGAAUUUACGCAUGCUUUUAUUUUUUACAAUAGUACAAUCUUAACAAAAAUCCCUUUUUCUGAAAUGGUGGACUACGAACUUUCAUCUUUUUAAUUAAGCAAUCAAAUAAUUCUUGAUAAUAAUUCUCAAAAAUACGACGCAUGGUUGACUUUUAAAUACAUUCACUUAAAGUAGAUAUUAAUAUUAAACAUUUUAUGAACAAUAUAUAAACAUACGUUAAUGUAUGUUAACAUUUUCACAACAGCUUUAAGUUGUGAAUCUGCUUGAAAAUAUUAUUCAUAUUUUAAAGAAAUCAAUUUUUCGAAAUAAAUUGUCUGUAAUUAUGCUUUAUUAUUAUUAUAGCCGGUUUCAUGGCGUAUCAUAUUGUCAAUUAGAAACGAAAUUUCUUGAAUAAUAUAAUUUUUUUUUGUUCCCGAUGAAAAAAGAUUUUA
Molecule: messenger RNA, 12679 nt
Organism: Microplitis mediator
Lineage: Eukaryota; Metazoa; Arthropoda; Insecta; Hymenoptera; Braconidae
Gene: Eip78C
Product: ecdysone-induced protein 78C
Exons: 6
Coding region: 1376-3169 (597 amino acids)
Biological process (GO): regulation of DNA-templated transcription
Molecular function (GO): nuclear receptor activity; zinc ion binding; sequence-specific DNA binding
Source: RefSeq, a predicted model, not a curated record